This is a messenger RNA of Penaeus chinensis, 2265 nucleotides long. RefSeq lists its product as uncharacterized. Gene Ontology annotation, biological process: glycolipid biosynthetic process. Bases 446 to 2095 code for a protein of 549 amino acids. The record is from RefSeq and is a predicted model, not a curated record. NCBI's taxonomy places the organism in Eukaryota, Metazoa, Arthropoda, Malacostraca, Decapoda, Penaeidae. The transcript has 7 exons. Gene Ontology annotation, cellular component: membrane. Gene Ontology annotation, molecular function: galactosylceramide sulfotransferase activity.
UCGAGUGCGCAGAGGACCCCCUUCCACUUCGGGAUCAUCGCUUCUGUGCCUAAAGGACGUCUUAGUGUUAUGCCUAUUGUAUAGUGUUUUUAUAUAUCCAUAUAGUAUUAUAAUCUGUUUUAAUUCUUACAUGCUGAUAUAAGCCUCUGUUGGGUCCAUGCUGUGAAGUGAUUGUUAUUCAGAAAACGCUGAGAAUUUUUGUUUUCAUUAAGAAGUUCAUAGUCAAAUACUAUAGAAUGGUUAGUGGUGAGUUAGAUGACCCAUCAAAAGAAAAAAAUAAAUGGUAAAUAACUGACACAUGAAGUUUUCAUAUUAUAGUCGUAACCAUUACCUUGAAAACUUCCAUAAGUUAAUAAUGAGUAAGUAAAGAAAUGAGAAGAUAAAACUUAUAUCACCUAUAAACGUCAAUCGCAUUCAAAUCAUCUGUGUUUAAAAGGACAAAGUCAUGUAUUGUACGAGAAAGAUACCAGUGAAAUUCACCCCCAAGUGUACCUUUCACACUUGCUUUUUAUUCAUUACAAUAAACAUAUUAACUUUGUUGACUCUGUAUGAGAGAAACGAGCAUGUGGCUUCAGAAAAUCAAAGUGGAGAGCUUGUCCACCAAAACAGAGGACCUGUAUACCAAAGUGAGGGCUCUGCGCACCAAAAAGGCGACCCUGUACAUGGAAGUACAGAGGAGCAAGGAAACGAGCUAAACGGUGGAAGAGAGAUGACCAAGGAAGGGGAUUAUUAUGAUUCACCUGAGGACGAAGCUACUCACAUCACAGACGCUUACAUCACUCGGGCCCUCAGCCACCUCGGAUCAAGGACCAUCCGCGAGUGCGAACCACGACACAAAAUAAUGUACAUGAAGACUCACAAAUGCGCCUCCUCCACCCUCCAGAACGUUAUAAUGAGACACGUAAGGACAUAUAACACAGCCGUCUUUCCCGACCUCACUGCUAUCGUGGAAGAGAAGUUACGUAGAUAUUUCCUUCAUAAAAGUCGUGGUAAUGCAGGGAGUACAGAGAAUACAGAAGAUAAAGAGAAGGCAGAGAAUAUAGGUGACACACAAGAUACAGGAAAGAUAGAGGAUAUGGAUGUGGUAGAUAGACCGGGUAAAGGGGAUGAAAUAAGUGCAAGGAAUAUGGAAGAUACAAGGGAAGGUGUUGAAGAUGAAGAAAGGAAGAAAAAGGAAGGUGCUCAGCCGAUUUUAGUGGCUGUUCCGAAGAAGGGAGUCUAUAUCGGCAGUCCGGAGCAUUUUAACAUAGAAAGACACAUAGCCUCCCCAGGGCUCCUCCCCCCCAGCCGGCACGCGGACGUGUUCGUAGCGCACACCCGCCUCGACGCCGCCCAGAUGCAGAGGCUGAUGCACCCGGACGCCCUUUGGGUCACCGUGGUGCGCGACCCCCGAGGACUCUUCCCCUCGCUCUACUCCUACUACAAGCUCCAUUCUUUUUACGGGAUGUCGCUGAAGAGCUUCCUCCAGUUACCCUUGGAGACCAUGAAGACAAAGAGUCGCUUCGCUGCCGUCAUGGGAGCCAAUCAGAUGACCUUUGACCUGGGUCACAAUACCGACGCCUUUUACGACGACGCCAAAAUCGACGCUCUCAUCCGGGACAUCGAGGUGACCUUUGACCUGGUCCUGGUGGCGGAGCGCAUGGACGAGUCACUGGCGCUGCUCGGGAGGGCGCUGUGCUGGCCGACGCAGGACCUCGUCGCCCUCGACAAGAACCGGAGGAUGCAUAAGGGCGAGGAACUGCGUCAGGAAGAAAUCGACAAGCUGGAGCAGCUGAAUUACCUGGACGUGCGUCUGUACCGCCACUUCGCCCGCAAGUUCGAGCUCCUGACGCGGGCUUUCGGCAAGACCCGCCUGCAGAAAGAGGUGGAAGCGCUGAGGGCCGCCAGGAGCCAGUGGGUCGACUUCUGCGUGGAGGACGUGGUCGCAGGACGCAGUCGGAAAACCUCCUUUAAAGAAUACUCCGGCAACGUAUGGGGCUUUCGUCUCGCCCGCCCGGAGCACAGAACCUGCGAGUCCCUGGCUUGGAACACGGUGCAGUUCUUCGAUUACUUCAGAGUCUUCCAAGAAAGGCUGAGGCUGUGCGAGGCGGAGUGACAGUUGGUGCGUAGGUGAUGCGUCUCGUUAGGUUAGUGAGGGGGAAGGGGAAGAGGUUGGAGGUGGGAAAAGUGGAGGUAGAGGUGGAUGAGGUGGAUGAGGAGGUAGAGGUGGAUAAGGAUGAAGAGGUGGAUGAAGAUGAAGUGUGGGUGGUAGAAGAGGUGGAUGAA